GAGAGGUGUUGCUGUUGCAGCAGAGCCUGGCGGUGUGGAGGAUGCAGGCGGAGCAGAGCCCAGCGCAGCCCCCGAGCGAGGCGCCGGGGCCCGGCGGUGCCGCCUGGGACCUCACGGACAGCACCCGGCUGCAGCACUUCCUGUGCUUCGGCUCCGAGGGCAGCGCCUACCACGUCAAGGAGCGCAAGCUGGGCUUUGAGAACGCCGAAGCUUUGCUGAGGCUCAUUGAAGAGGGCAGAGGCUGCCAAGUUGUGGAAGAAAUCAAAGCCUUUAGUCAAGAGGGCAGAGCGGCAAAACAGGAGCCCCUUCUCUUUGCCCUCGCCGUUUGCUCGCAGUGCUCUGAUGCCAAAACAAAACAAGCGGCGUUUAAAGCUGUCCCCGAGGUGUGUUGCAUACCAACCCAUCUCUUUACUUUCAUCCAGUUUAAAAAAGAUCUGAAGGAGGGCAUGAAAUGUGGCAUGUGGGGCCGUGCUCUGAGGAAAGCUGUUGCAGAUUGGUACAAUGGAAAGAAUGGCAUGGCUCUUGCUUUAGCAGUUACAAAAUAUAAGCAAAGAAGUGGUUGGUCUCAUAAAGAUCUUCUGAGGUUGUCCCACCUAAAACCUGCCAGUGAAGGAAUUGCUAUAGUCACUAAGUAUAUUACCAAGGGCUGGAAAGAUGUCCAAGAAGCUUAUAAAGAGAAAGCAGUUUCUGCUGAGACUGAAAAACUCUUGAAGUAUCUGGAGGCUGUGGAGAAAGUCAAACGCACAAAAGAUGAAUUGGAAGUUAUUCAUUUGAUAGAGGAGUAUGGUCUAGUUAGAGAGCACCUCCUGACAAACCAUCUGAAAUCUAAAGAGGUUUGGAAGGCAUUACUCAAGGAAAUGCCUAUUUCUGUAUUGUUGAGAAAUUUAGGGAAGCUGACAGCAAAUUCAGUGCUUGAACCACGAGGUUCAGAAGUGGCAAUAGUAUGUGAAAAACUGAGAAAUGAGAAACUGCUAAAAAAGGGUAGAAUACAUCCCUUCCAUAUCUUGGUUGCAUUAGAAACCUAUAAAGCUGGACAUGGAAACCGAGGGAAGCUUUGGUGGCGUCCUGAUCAAGACAUUUUAGAAGCUUUAGAUGCCUCAUUUUACAAAGCUUUCAAGACAGUGGAACCAACAGGAAAACGCAUUGUAGUUGCAGUUGAUGUUAGUGCAUCAAUGACACAAAAGGUUUUGGGCAGUGUGCUCAAUGCCAGCAUGGUUGCAGCAGUAAUGUGUAUGGUUGUGGCACGGACUGAGAAGGAUUCCCAAAUUGUUGCCUUUUCACAUGAAAUGGUCCCAUGUGCCGUGACGGCUGACAUGACCUUACCUCAAGUUUUAGUGAAAAUGUAUGAAAUUCCAGUGGGUACCACUGAUUGUUCCCUUCCAAUGAUAUGGGCUCAAAAAACUCAGACAGCUGCUGAUGUCUUCAUUGUAUUUACUGAUAAUGAGACCUUUGCUGGGAAUACUCCUCCUGCAGUGGCCCUUAGAGAGUACAGAGAGAAAAUGGGCAUUCCUGCAAAGCUGGUGGUUUGUGGCAUGACCUCCCACAGUUUCACGAUCGCAGACCCGGACGACAGAGGCAUGUUGGAUAUCUGUGGCUUCGACACAGGAGCUCUGGAUGUUCUUAGAAACUUCACUUUGGAUCUGAUUUAACAUUUGUAGGCAUCUGCUCUUCCCAGUGGGUCCAUUGCUGGCAACAGACUUCACCCUGGGAACUCCCAGCCAAAUAUACUUUAUUAGCUCAUGGCAUAUUGUAUACAUAUCAGAAUGUUACAGGAGGUGGUGGCACUUCAAGCAUCUCUGACUAGAGCUUCUCACUAAGGUGUUUGUAAGGUUGAAACAGAACUUCAGUCUCAUGCAAAUCUAACAGAGAAACUCAGUGCUGGCAUCUCUGGUGUCAAACUGUCAGUAGCCAGCGAUCCCUCUGCCAUUGGAGGUGGCAGCCACAUGUCACCGCUGUCACCCUGGGACUUGGUGCCAUGCAGCAGCACACUGUGCAUUUGGACACUCUUGGUAAUGGCUGGCAGUGCAGUCACAUCGCCCUUCAGAGUCCUGCAGCACAGCUGUAGCCCUGCUCCAUGCUCCUUUAGAAAGGCAUCUCCACUCCUCAGCCACCUUCCUGGUAUCCAGCACCCUCCUUUUCCCAAGGCAGUUGGUUUAUUCCUGUACACACACUCAAACUCUAGGUGGAUUCAUUCCCUGACCAGCCUGGGCUUUAUGUGAGCUGGAGCUCCAGAGGGCAUAAUUUUUGGUGUGAUAACCACAGGAACUGUGCUCUGAGUGCUGUGGGCCAGCACCAGCCACUCUGGAUCUGUCCCAGGGGUGAACAGGACCCCCUGUUAUGAUGGGCUGGUGGCAGGACCACAGUGUACUUCACAAACCCUUGCUCCCUGAGCUUCACCAAAGUCUUCCUGGCUAGCCUGGCCUGCAGCACAUCAAUCACCCCAUCCCUGUUGUCCUCAAGCUCCACAGCAUCCACUGCCUUGAGGAGAAGGGUGGUUUUGCCUGGGCCCAAGGAAACACCACCACAGCAAACACUUUGUGUCAGCAUGCUGGACCCUGCUCCUGCUCUCCACCAGUGCUGGAGUCAGCCCAGACACCAUCUUGGCCACAUCCACCUCCUCAGCAGGGUAAGUGAAGAGGACCACAGUGCUGUCCAGCUCCUCAUGGACUUUGGAGUUCGUCUGCUGCAGGUACCCCCUCUGCAGCAGCAGGCCCAGCACCUGCUGAGGAUGUGCUGCCUCCAUCAGCCCCAGGAGCAGGGCUGUACUGCAGGAUGUCCAGCUUCCUGUCCCCCAGGACUUCAGGAGCAGGUGGUCACCUCCAGGGCCCUGAGCACCACUUUGGAGUCACUGAGGAGGGUGUAGAGGGAGAUGAGGAGCCCCAGAGUUCAGACCUUCGCCUUUUAGGACUGACAAAGUCCCUUGCAAACACUCCUGAAUGGAAAGCGGUGCAGAAAGGCUGGACAUUGUUCAAGGAUCUUAAAAAAGGAGGAGCAGGCUGUCCCAUGUGCUGAGAGAUGAGCCAGUGGGGAAGAAGACUGGCCUCGUUGAACAGGGAGCUGUCACUGGAACUCAGGGAAAAAAGACCUUUGGAAAAGAGGCAGGAUGCUCUUGAGGACUACAAGGAUGUUGUUAGAUUAUGCAGGAAGGUUGGGAAAGUGAAACCCCAGCUAGAAAUUAAUUUGGCCACUGCUGAAAUAAAUAAUAAAAAGUGUUUUUACAAAUACAUCAGCCACAAAAGGAGAGCCAAGGAGAGAAUCUCCAUCCUUUAUUGCAGGUGAGGAGGACCAUUGCCACAAAGGAUGGAAAAAAGGCUGAGGUGCUUGAUGCCUUCUUUGCCUCAGUCUUUAAUAGUCAGACCAGCUGUCGUUGGGAAGACUGAGAGACAAGGAACAAAAUGAGGGCCCUGUAAUUCAGGAGGAAACAGUGACCUAAUCCUCCACUUAAGUGUUCAAAGGUCCCUGGAGUCUGAUGGAAUCCACCCAAGCUGCUCUCCACCAUUUAUUAUCAGUCCUGGCUAACCAGGGAGGUCUCAGGAUGCCUGGAGGUUGGCCAGUGUGACACCCAUUGGAAGGAGGAUGCAGGAAGCCACAGGCCUGUCAGCCUGCCCUCAGUGCCAGGGAGGGACGUGGAACAUCUGGAUCCCACAGCAUGUGCAGGACAGCCAGGGACCAGGCCCAGCCAGCAUGGCUUUGUGAAAGGCAGGUUCUGCCUGACCAACCUGAUCUCCUGCUUUGAAUGGUGACCUCCCUGGUGGCUGAGGUGGAGGCUGAGGCUGUGGCUGCCUGGGCUUCAGCAGAGCCUUGGACACUGUUUCUCUCCUGUCUGACAAGAUAGGAGCCUGUGGCUUGGACAGGUGCACUGUUUGCUGACUGAAAAACUGGCUGGAUGGCUGAACCACCACAGAGUGGUGGUGCCUGAGUCACAUCCUGCUGCUGGCUGGCCACCAGUGGUGCUCGCCAGGGCUCCCUGUUGGGGCCAGUCCUGCUCGGUAUCUUUAUGGCUGGUUUGGACAAGGGGAUCAAAAGCACCCUCAGUUUGCAGAUGGCACCAGGCUGAGUUGAUCUGCUGGAGGGCAGGAAGGCUCUGCAGAGGGAUCUGGACAGGCUGGGGCCAUGGAUUGAGUGUGGGCCCAAGUGCUGGGUCCUGCCUUUGGGUCACAGCAAUCCCAGUCAUGCUCCAGGCUGGGGCAGAGUGGCUGGGAAGCUGCCCCGUGGAAAAGGGGGUGCUGGUCAGGAGUGGGUGAACAGGAGCCAGCUGUGCCCAGCUGGGCAGCAAGGCCAGGGGCAUCCUGGCUGGCAUCAGAAAGAGGGGCAGCAGGAGCAGGGCAGGGCUUCUUUGGCUUGGCACUGGUGUGGCUGAACCUCAAAUCCUGUUUGCAGCCAAGAAUUGGAGCAGGCUGCCCAGGGAGGUGCUGCAAUCUCCUUCCCAAAACCACGUGGGUUUGGUGCUUAGGGACCUGGCUCUGUGGUGGACCUGGCAGUGUUGGGUUGAUGCUUGGACUCGAUCUUAAGAGCUCUUUUCCAACCCUCAUGGUUUUGUGAUUUUUAUUAACUUUUUGUGAAGGGAAAACAAGAAAAGCAGAUGAGGAAUCUCUUUUUUUAUUUUUCCUGUUGCACACAAUUUAGAAUAACAGUGAGAAGUUUGCUAAAAGGGGUUACAGGGUUACAUAGUGUAUAAUUUAAUUUCAUUUAUAGUAGACUAUAAAUAUGGAGAGAUUUUUAAUUUCCCCCAUUGCUGUGGAAUGCUUAUUUGCAAGAAUAAAUUCAUUAAUUACUUCUAGAAUGGAGCUGGAAGCAAAUGGGCUUAGUAUUUUUAAUAAUGGCAGUUUACCAGCAGCUUCAUUGAGAGAGAAUUUUCUUUGGGCUUUUUAAAAUCUUUGUAUUUUAAGUGUUAGUAAUGUUCAGUGGUUUCCAUGGCUAUGGUUAAAAUCUACAAAAGAAGUUUUUUCUGGUAUGUAUUGAGACCAUGUGACUGUGAUACAGUGUAAGUUACCCAGGGACAUUUUAUACUGCUAAAACUGAAAGUGCAAGAGCUCAUGCUAAUCUUUUUCUCUCUGGAUUAUCAUCUGGGUUUUCAGGAGGAAAUAUCUCUUUAGGUAAAUUGGGGGGCAGUUUCUGCACAAUACCAUUUCAGAAGCACUAGUUUAGAAUUAAAAAUACUUUACAGGGAGUUCUAAAAACUGUUUUUAGUAGAAAAAGACCUUGGAAAUGACUGGGAUGUCACAUUCAGUCCUUGUCACAACUUCAAGAAGCAUCAGCACACCUUCAGUGAGCAAGAUAACAAGUGCAUGUGUCUUGGCCUGCUCAGCAAAGCUGAGUGGGAGCAACCAGAAACAAAAGCUACAUUUUUUUUUUCAGAAGAAUGUAUUCAAUGACUCAGAAACAAUCUUCCUAACAGGAGAGUGCUUCAUUUUUAAAAAUCUUUUUGUAGGUUAGUGUUACUUCUGAUUUCAUCAAUUAAUUCAAGCUAACAUAUUUCAAAACUACCUCCAGUUUAUAGUGACCAAUUCUUAAAAACUUUUAUGAACUGUACAGUUGUCUCCUUCAUGUUCACAAAAUCAUGUUUAGGAAGUGAUUGAAACUGGAUUCUUAAUUUUUUAUUUUUAGUCUCAUUGUAAGAGUGUGACAAGGAGAAAGCCAGUGAGUAUUCUACCACUUUGGAACAGAAACUGAUAGCAGUUUGUGUGUAUAUGUAUUUAAUUCUGUGUUUUCUAUGUGUAUAGGGGGGAAGUUAAAAGAUCUCUUUAGUAGAUCAAUCUUACAAGAUCUGAAAGGUUUUUUAGUGAUGCUUUAAAAACUUCCUCUAAAACAUAGAUAUUUCAGCCUCUUUUAAGCUAAUACAGACUGUUUUAAACAGCAAAUUUUAUGUUAAUUUGAAAAUAAUUAUGAUUUAUAAAAAUAUCAUCUUUACCCAUAGUGGUAAAUGACACAUCAUACCAUAUUUUUCUGCCUAAAACCCAAGCUUUUAAAUGUAAAAUUGAAGUUCCUACUAUACCUUUGGUACUUGUAACACUUGUCAUUAUGCCUCAUUCCUAUUGAUGAUAAAUUCCAAGCUUGCAUUGUGUAGCUGGGAUAUCUCUUUUGGUGCUAAAAUAGGAUGUAACAUGUUACUGAAGGUAUUCUGCUACUUCCUUCCACUCUCCCUUAAUGCAUAAUGAAUCCAGAGAGGGAAGCCUUUCCUGACAUGGAGCAGGGCUGACAGAGCUGCUGGGUAGAGUGUUGCCUUUCAGCCAGCAUGAAUGUAAGUCACUCCUGAAUUCUCACUGCUCUCACAGAAUGCUUGGGGACACAGGACUGCCACCAGCUCCUCAGGUGAGUUCUAGAACAAACCAAGUGUUCCUACAAAAGCUGAGACACAGCACUUUGGGGUUUGCAAAAAGAAAAUCAGCCAUUUCUCAUGAAAAAUUGCAUAUCAUUUUUAGCAUCUAAACAAACACCAUGAGUAUGGGGAGUAAGCUCAUUUGCUCAAUACAUAUUAAUAAUUAUUUCCAGUAAAUGCACUGAUGUUUUGGGGUUGGGUUUGGUAGUAAUGCAUUUUAAAUGACACAAUAGUCAAAUAUCUGAUUGUUUCCUUCUAAGCUAGAGAUGUCAAGAAUAACUGAUAGAUGAGUAUCUUUUGCAAGUACUUUUUCUUAUUUGCAGUAGUAUUUGUGAAGUAAUAGGAAGUAUUUUGGACUAAAUAUAAAAUGAAAACUUAAAACAGGUGUUUCAAGUAACUUUCAAGUAAAUUUAUUGCAAAUAAAAAUUAGAGUAGUUACUAACAGAUUGAAUGUAUGGUUAUAGUGGUGUUACAUCUUUGGAAGCAGUCCAGUUGAAAAUGCAGUUCCUUGAACUAGAGUGUGGAGGUAAAGAUGAACUUUUCAGUAGGAGUGAUAGAAACUGUAGGUCCCUGUACCUGUUGACACUGAAUAGCUGUGAGCAAUGAUAAAAGGUUGUCAUCCCUGCUGGGGUACAGAAUGUGCUCCUGAACAUGUGUAGUAACUCUGGACUGAAAACCUGGUCAGUGGUUUAUGAGAUGUAAAACCAGUACUGGUCAGACCAUGUUGCCGUCUGCUCCUCCUUCAGGAUUUGCACAGGGAGGGGAAACUGAAGUAAAUGCUGACAGCUGCAAUUUUGUACUAUGUGGACCUUUCUUUCUGGGAGUUUCUUUCUGGUUUUGCUAUUCUCUUCUAUUAAGGGGCAUAGAAGAAUGAUGCUGCAAAUUCCUUGUCCAUAGACUGGAUAUUUUUUAUCUGCCCAUACACUGAAUUUUAGGGGACAGCAUCUAGUCUUUAGUUACUAAACUGAUAAUUCCCGAAACAACUCUAGACAUGUAAAGAGGUAAUAAUUACUGUAAUGCUUGAAAAAGAAUUUAAAAAGUGAGUUAAGACAAAAUUGAUACACUUAAGCUUCAGAUCAGUGUACAAUAAACAACCUACUCUUUCACCAAAAAGGAGACUUUCAAAUCAGUAGUGGUCAUUGCACUGGAGGAACACUGACUGGAAAAGCAGAAAAGGGACUAUAAUUGUGCACUGCAGUUUACCAGUAAGCAUUGAGCAGGGACAAGUUUAAAGCUAGUUAAUUUUAUUCAAAAUGCUGAAUGAGAAAAGGUCUAAAUGCAGAGUGCAGCUGUAGACCAGGGAAAUGCAUGUUUCCUAAAAAUGCAGGUUUUCCUGGUUUCUUGAUUGCUAAGUUACUGGUUUCAGUUUGACUGCCAUUUCUCUGUGACCCCCUUGACAAUUCUGGAGCUUAGACUAUGGUAUUGAACACUGUAAUGUGUUUACUUUAGCUUUAAGAAAGAAGAAAAGCAUGUUGUGGUUGGAAGCACAGCAGAAGUGAAACAUCCUCUUGUGAGGAGUGAACAUCCAGGGUCAGGUUUCUUCUUGGAAGGGACACAAUAAAUGACAUGGAGAGGGCAGGAGGCUCUCGAGUUUUUAAAAAUAACGCAGUGAUCUCAUCAGCAUUGAGUAAUACAUUCAAUAAUGACAGUAAUAGUUUUACCAAGAAAUAGAAUUUCGUGUCAGGAAUUUUAGACCUGGAGCAAGGAGUAGGAGAGUUUGAGGUGCUUGUAGAAUUAGAUUGCAGUCCUCUGUUUCAAAAAGAUGUCUGAGGGUAGGUGUAGUUCUGAGGUCAGCAGGGCCAGUCUAAAUGCCCACUGUGUGAGGGCUGCUAAUAACUGGCACUAAAAUACCUUGCUGCUGAAAACCACUGCUAAACCUGUUUGUCAAACACAAGUCUUCAGGAGGUUUAUGCUGGUUUUUCACAUUGCUGUUGUUAACUGAUGCCCAUAGACAAGUAUGCCUUUAAAAGGCUGUUCAACAAAGUAUAUUCUUGGCUUAAAAACACACCAGCAGUUUGGGAAAUGUAUUUUAAUAAUGGCUCUGACUGUAAAAACACUAGGAAGAUCUUUGUCUGCAUUGCAAAUACUGCUUACCCUGUCCUGAGCUCACAGGAACAGAGGCUUUUGUUUUGGUUCCAUUUAUUUUGUUUCUUCUUCUUUUGCUGUCCCCUUUUCUCUGUUAGUGUUGGUUAUUUUUCUCCUUUCCUGUCUUGUCACCUCAGACCUAUACUUGAAUCUUUUUUCACAAGCUCUCAUCCAUUCCUUUUUCUUUUAUUUUUGCCUCUAUUCUUCUGCCUUCUUGCUGUCACUUGAGUGUGCUUGCUUAGCUCCCUGCCCCAGAACUGAUGGCAUAGUAUUUCAUGUUUCUAAUAAUGAAUACUUUUUGCUAUUCUUUAAUUAUAUAAAUCUUUUACAAAAUAGCUAAUUUGUUGUAUCUGUCAGAUUUUUGGUAAAACUGAGUGUAAAAAUCAGUUACAAAAGUAUACUUUGUUUAUUACAAAAAUCCAUCAUCUGCCUGUGAAUGGCUUUAUUUGAAAAAAGUAACAAUUACAAUUGGCUCUUCAAAUGUAAAGUUUUUUUCUAGAAGUACUUCAGUGAUUUGAAACUUUUCAUUCUUUUAAAUAGUAUCAAGCUGCUGUCAUGCAAAAUUAUGAAAACUUUAAAAUUAAUAUUCUGGAUAAACAGGCAAUUUCUUUGCAAUAUUGACAAGAGAAAGUCUUGAAAGAAUAGACUAUAGAAGUAAACCUAAGUAAAGAAUCAUUUGUGUUUGAAUCAUGAGUUUCUUGUGCUUUUAACCCUUUUAUUUAGUUUCUAUGAAAUUCCACCAGUUUCUAGGUUUAUUUUGCUGUCUGCAGUGGUUUGCAGUGCACAGAAAGGCUGCUGUAAGCAGCUGCUAUAAUGACUUUCUUGCUGGUAGAGAUUUCAUCUUACCGUGACACUGGGGGGUGUGCAAAUGGCUGAGCAAGAGUUCUGGGGAAAAGGUGAAACACUGACCAGGACAGUGUUUUAUGGAUAUGCUGCCCUGAGGGAAAUCAUAACAGAUAAGCUAAUUUCAGCAGAAGGUGUGGUGUCUUUAAAUAUGUGUGCUUACAUAUCUGGAUUUAUGAUUCUGAUACUGCAAAGCGUGGUUUCUUUAGGUAUUUCUGCAUUCUGAAUUUAAGUUUAAAUGUAUAUAUAUUUGCAUAUAUAUGUGGUAUGUUAAGAACUUUUACAAAUGCUUCAUUAACAAAUAAUGAAUAUAAGUAGCUGUUUUCCUAAUGCUACCAGCUUAAGAGUUAAGCACAACUAGUUACAAAUAAAAUGUCUUUUCAUUCUCCUGUAAAAGUGCAGUUCUAAUCCUUAAAAAUAAUUCUGUAUUUAAGAAGCAACACAUGUGCACAUUCACAGCUCUGUGUGCUUCAUUAAAUAAUUCAGUGUUUGUUUCCAGCUUCUUCUGCUUCUUAGAAGCUUGGGAGUUAAGAUGGAUAAGCAGGUAUCCAGAUCUUCUACUGGAUUAAUUUCAAUAUUUAGAUCCCAGGACAAGCAUAUUUUAAGAGAAACAACUUUGUCUUGGAGACAAUGCUAGGGAAAAAAGAUGGAAAUUUUUAAUGACUAUUCUUGAGGUUCUUAAUUUUGGUUGGGUGUUCCCCCCCCCGGAUUAGAACCACACUUUAACUGCCAUAUCAUGUUUAAUUAACUUAAGCAUAACAUGGCUUUGUGCCAUCCAGUAACAAAGGCACUGUCUUGCUGCUACUUUCUGUGAAAUUGUACACAAUGAAAAAAACUGUUUGGAUGGGGAGCCUUAAUAUGGUUAAAAAGAAACAUAAUUAACCCUUUGGGUGCCUUAAGCUAGAUCCUGUUUAAUGAUGGGGCACUCACUUGCAUCUACAGGCACAGCUUGUUUCAAUGGCUGCAAGAGAAUUUGCCUUAAGUGACAAUGCCCUGGGACUUCCACAACUUGGAACUCAAAGGGUUACUUUAGACUACUGGUUAAAAAAACAAGCCUCUAAACAGGGAACAAAAUGAAAAGGUCUUUGAAAAAUUCCUUUGCAUACUAUUGUUGUUAUUUUUACGUGAUGGGUUUAUCAGCUUUGGGGACAAAAUUGUUGUUAAGCUUCUGGUAAAAACAUCACUGGCUGAAGAAUUGUACACAGAGCAUAAGAAUACUUGGUAUUCUUAUAUGACUGUAUGUGCAAAAUAAAUUGCUUUAUUAAGUGUAAAUUCAGAGAGAGAUGCACAUCUGUGUGUUUACCUUGAUGACUGUGUCCUAGCACCACACAGGAAACUGCAAUAAUUAAAAUGAAACAAGGUCAGUGUGUUGAAUUAGCUGAUUACAUAUUAAAGAUGCACAAUGCAGACAAUUGCAUACUAAAGACUUUCUACAAAUGAUGCAGUUUAAACUGAGUUCAAACCUGCAUCACAAAAAUGAAGCUGUCAAGUUUAAGUGAUAUUCUUGCUGUCCUAGUUAGCUGGAAUUAAAGAUUGAUUUUUUUUUUUCCUUGAGGGAAAAAGUAGUUUAGGUACAUGCAGUGCUGAAAGCAAUGGAAAUAACAGGAUUCUUAAUUGACAAAAAGUGAGUAAAAAUUAAUUGACUAAUGUUUUUAUUCUAAUAUGUGCACCUUUAGUUGUGCAAUGGUCCCUUUAACUGAAGAGUGGGAUAUAAUUUUCUACUUGCAUAUGAACUACUUUGAAAUAACCAAGAGUCUUGGCAUUGCCUGGUCUGGCUUUGGAUGUACAUUGUACUGAAACUAUGGAAUUUUAGUCAUUUCUGUUAGACAUUUAACUGAAAGUUAAAAUGGCUAGUAAACUGCAUUCUGGCUGUAGAAUUUAAGUACUAAAUAAACUCUAUGCAUAUUAGA
This is a messenger RNA of Zonotrichia albicollis (white-throated sparrow), 11157 nucleotides long. NCBI's taxonomy places the organism in Eukaryota, Metazoa, Chordata, Aves, Passeriformes, Passerellidae. The record is from RefSeq and is a predicted model, not a curated record.